This is a messenger RNA of Rangifer tarandus platyrhynchus (Svalbard reindeer), 447 nucleotides long. Lineage: Eukaryota; Metazoa; Chordata; Mammalia; Artiodactyla; Cervidae. The record is from the annotation of a GenBank genome assembly.
AUGGUCAGUUUCCAGUGGGGACCCUUUUCCAGGCUUGCAGACGACCACCUCCUGCUGCGUCCUCACAUGAUGGAGAGAGAGAGCCACUUCCUAGAAGGGCUAGUCUUACCAGGGACUGUUCUAGAAGCAGUGACUCUAAAAGUUCCCGGUCAGAUGCGAUGUACAGACCGUGCCAUGUUGGUCAAAGCUUUUCUACACAUCGACUCAGAGUGGAUGAAUGACUUGGACAGAAGAAUGAGAGGAACUGGUAUUAGAAUCAUACAUUUUUCCACAGAAGAGUCCCCCAGUUUCCUGCAUUGGGAGGUGAGUGUGGGAAUGGUGACGAGCCUUAUAAGGACACCAGUCACUGGGUUAGGGCCUGGUAUAACUCAUGAUUCAUCUGAAAUUGAUUGCAUCUACAAAAACUGUCCUUUGAAACAAGGUCACGUGUGUUCCGUCUUUCGGUAA